Trypanosoma theileri is the source of this 3594-nucleotide messenger RNA. RefSeq lists its product as uncharacterized. NCBI's taxonomy places the organism in Eukaryota, Euglenozoa, Kinetoplastea, Trypanosomatida, Trypanosomatidae. Bases 1 to 3594 code for a protein of 1197 amino acids. Gene Ontology annotation, cellular component: SWI/SNF complex. The record is from RefSeq and is a predicted model, not a curated record. Gene Ontology annotation, biological process: positive regulation of DNA-templated transcription. The transcript has a single exon.
AUGGGACGCUUCCUAUUAUGUGUGGAAAGUGAUGUACGUGAGGUGAAUAGUCUUCUUGCAUUUCACAACGUCCAUCCGCAGGUCCGUGCAGAUGUGCAACGGCGUCUACAGCGACUAGUCUACCGCGUGUACGAACACGUGGGAACUCUCGAGCCCGGCUACGGUGAAUCCCCACACGAUAUCUGCGCUGCCAUUGUUCGGGAUGUCGUGCAUAACACUGUGCAGAAUGUCAUUCCGCUGGUGGAACUCGCAGCGGAGGAGCGAAACGCCGCGGCGCUGCAACAACGCACAAGAGAUUUAGCGGAGGAACUGCGAGUGAGUAAAAAGCGGUGUGAGGAACUGCAGGAUUCCUUCGCACGAUUCCGCAAAGCACAUGAUUAUAUGUUGUGUUGUUACUUCCGAGAGGUGUUGUUGCUGCGGUAUCAGUUGCGUGAGGCCGUGGCCAAGCGGCGAGCCUCGCAGGCCCGCCUGCAAAUAUCGCAAUUAAUACAACCCGCCGCGGCCGCGCGGAAGGCCUCAUUGGCCAUGCGUGAACCGAAGAUUGUGGAGAUGGUGGAGGGUGCGGCCGCGGCCUCAACGCUGCUGGCUACAUCCGAGUCCGACUCGCUAAAGGAGGGAGGGGCCUCGUCUGGGAGUUCUCCCGUUAUUGCUGUUGUGGCCGCUGUUCAUCCUGCCGCCGCCGCUGCAGCUGCUGCUGCUGCUGCUGGGAAUAAUACAAAUGUGAAUACGACGACUGGCACCAGUGGUACAAUAAUAACGACUCCUACUCCUACGCCUACGACGAUAAUGGCAACAACAACAACGACGACAACAACGACAACAACAACAAUGACGACAAAUGCUACGGUUACGAUACCACAAGCAGCACCUGUAUCACAUUUUUCAGUGGUGAAUGAAGCGGCAGGAGUAGGAACCGUUGUAGCCAUAUCAGGUGUAUCCGCCACUUCAGCCGGUUCAGGCAAUUCAGCUGUAUCCACCAUUGGAGGAAAGGCAGUGAUUACAACAAUACAAGCAACAGAAGGAGAAAAGGGAGGUAAAAGAGAAAAGUUGCGUUCUGUAAAGACGGUUGGAACACAAACUGCUAAUAGUAUAGGGGAUGAAAGUGUGGAUGCUAUAUUUGACUAUGAAGAUUACGUACGACAGUUGCAAUUGCGUAAAAGUCGUCAGAGAGAUCCUGGAUCAUCUGAAGGUGGUUACUUAAUGACAGCUGAUAUGGCGGCCUUGGAAAAACGUCGUCGAGAAGAGUUGUCUGGUCUUCGCUAUAAGCAAAAACAAAUGCAGCGUGAGCAAGAGUCUGCAAUUGCGUCAUUGAAAGCCAAAUUACGAGAGACUGAGAGAUCUAGUGGCUCUGCAUCAAAGUUUACCGCAACACUUCGACCUAUUAAGGAAGAGUUAUUAGAUGAACUCGGUGUGAUCUUUCGUGGUAUGCGGCGAAUGCGAGAACAACAUUAUGAAGAUAUGACACUUUUGAAAGAAGCCGUACGGGUUAUACAGGUGCGUGUGGAUCAGCUAUUGUUGUUUCUCACUCUCUACGCGGAUGAAGUGGGAAGUAUUGCGGCCCAACUCGGAACAGAGGAGGGAGAAUUGGAAGGUAGUAGAACAGCUGCACCUUUUGCAGAGGAUGAUCCCUGUUAUCGGCGUGUUGUUCUUGACUUCUUUGCCAUUCCAUCACUGACAUCAAGAGCAUCAUCCUCAGUAGCAACAAAUGAUUCGGGUGCCACACAAUCCACAUCCGCAAGAUCACCAGUACCCUCAGCAAGGGAAUCACUUUCAGCAUCCAUACGAGAAUUUGCUGCUAUUAACGUGGAUGAAAACACAGAAGAUCAAACAAAAAAGAAAAAGAAAAGUAAGAGUAAAAGUGGUAGCAAUAAAACUGGGGCUGGUGAGAAUGGGACUGGUACUAUUCCUAACGCAAAUUCUCAUCUUGUCUUUGGUAAUGAUACUCCUUCUGAUGCACGACGUUAUUGGUCAAAGAAUGCUGUUACUAUACAAGCCACACAAGCUUUCGCCGCACUUCAGGCAGCUGCCCUUAAACUACGUAGCAACAAAUCUUUAUGGCUACAACAACAACAACAACAACAACAACAACAACAACAACGACGAAAAACAGAUGCCUUGCGCACCUCCGCAGUAGAGUUUGCCUCCGUUACCAGUGGACAGCUCUCGAACACGUUUGAGAGCAUCAGUAGUAUCUUUGACGAGAACGAUGUAGAUAUGUUUACAUCUCGCUCACGUGAAGAAAUAUUGCGUACACUUGUGCAGCUACGUAUGAAGCGUAUUGCCGCUCGUGCACGCUAUCGCACACAACUUCGUCUUCUCAAAAGGGCCGCAGAAAACGGACAAGAUACCGCUAGUAUGCAAGAUAUACUAUAUCAAGCAUGGCAACAUGAAAAGAAGGUAGAAACUAUUACCCGCGUAAUAGAUAGGCUACUAAGUCUCUUGGGUCAUUCUCAAGGAGUAACAAGUGAAAGACACACAUUCUUUACGAAAAAUCUCGGUCUAUCUCCAUAUCUAAAUGAUCCAUUCCAAACGCGUAGUAGUGAAGAUGAUGUAGUGUAUGUGCCUGUUCCGGUGAAAGCAGAACACGCAGGUGAAUUAUGUGCUACACUAGCCUCUAAUCAACCUGGUCACGUUGUAUUUAAUGGUGAAAUCAUUCCCAUUGCCAGUGUUAUGUAUGAUAAUCGUUCUGGUGUUCUUCUUAGAGGAAGAUCAGCGGGAUCGACGAGAACAGAAAGACAAGGAGGCCGGCGUCGUUUAGUUCCUUUUCACGGUACCGUAAUUGAUUACUAUCGUGGGGUACAACUAGGACGUCCAUUACAUGAUCAUCAAGGACCAUUCUCUGUUAUAUGGGACCCAGAAGUGGAAUCCUUUCUUCUUGGAGAAGAUGGAAAUGCCGCGCGAAAGGCCAUACUACAACAACAAGAAGAAAGACGCCAACGAAAUAUUCAUCUAACGACGAUUUUAAUGCCUGCCCCAUUACCAGAGACCGAAGAGAGUGAACCUCCUCUUAUGCAAAUGGCCCCAUCUACAGUAGUGGCUCCACGCAGACCCCCACAGGAGAUGCGGCCGCCAAGCCCAACAGCAGUGAUGUUCACAGAAACAACACCAGCCAUUCUCACUUGUGGUCCUCCACCGUCCGCUCGACUACCACCAUGCGCUUCUUCAGCAGCAACCACUACAACUACCACAGCGAGUAAAGAUCGCCAGGUCCGUCUUGCGGUGAUUCAGCCAAAGAAGGAAGAUAUGGAUUUGAUGCGUAUUGAGUCUUUAUCAGCACGACGGGCUGCGGGUGGGGCAGUGAAUGUCAUUCCCACCGCAAUGCCACCCGUUAAACGUGUUACUGUCACAGCCACCAGCAAUACCACAACGGCAUUAUCACGUCUUAAGAAUAAACAGCACAAACAACGCCAGCAACAACAAAAGAAGGAACAACAACAAUCCCAACAACAAAAAGUGGGAGGGGCACAAGAAAAAGAACUUCCAGUGUUACAUUGGCCUCCCUAUGGUGGAGAGUCAACACCUAUGGCGGGUGAACGUCUCAUGCGAAUGCGCUUUCCGCGCUUUAUCCCAGUUUCACCAUCACACUCUGAGUAA